UACAUAGUCCAUAGUCGACUAUAUACAGCGAAAAAUAUAAAUUUUGAAAACAAGUAAAAGAGAAGAAAAAUCAAAGAAAUUAAAACACAUAAAAAUGAAGGUGGUUGCAAUAAUAAUAGUAUUGUUAUCUAUACAGUUUAUGCCUUCAUUAACACAAGAAGGCCCAGCUCCGAGCCCCGAAGUUUUAUCUCCGGCCCCUACACCGUUAGAUCUAGGAGGCUGCUGGGAUGGCAUCUCUACUUGCUGGAUUGAUCAUGUCAACAAUAGCCAGUCAUUGCCACAAUACGAUCCAUUGAGCGCGUCGUUUAAUAUGACAGAUUUCUUUUGCUGCUCUCUCAUCCAAGAAACAGCAAGCACUGAGAAACCAUGCUUUUGUAGCAUCAGCUCAUAUCUUAACCAAAAUCCCGCUGUAUCUCCCAGUUUUGUCCAGAUUUUUACUACGUGCGGCGUUGUCACCUCAAUUCCUGCACUUGACGACUUUUGCCUUGGUGAAGCUUUAAGCCCUGUCGCAGCUCCAACGAUGUCACCGGGUAAUUCUUAAGAUUAAUACCGUCAUACGUAGUAUUUCGCUUCUCACACGAUUGCGAUGACGGGCUAUUAUCUUCUUAUCUUUAAUUUUUAUGGAGUAAAAUGUAUAUGUAUAAUAAGGAAUGUGCUAUUUGACCUUCUAAGUUCUAAAUAAAGAUUUCUGUAUUUGUUUGUGUAAUAAUUUUCAUUUUGUAUUAUUUAUUUUGCAAUUAUAUAA
This is a messenger RNA of Chenopodium quinoa (quinoa), 745 nucleotides long. RefSeq lists its product as uncharacterized. NCBI's taxonomy places the organism in Eukaryota, Viridiplantae, Streptophyta, Magnoliopsida, Caryophyllales, Amaranthaceae. The record is from RefSeq and is a predicted model, not a curated record. Bases 95 to 541 code for a protein of 148 amino acids. The transcript is spliced from 4 exons.